AUUAACAUGAUUACUAAUUUGAAAUCAUUUAAAUUUUACUUGUAAAACCGUUUAAACUAGGUAAAAUGGAGAUGCCACUGCUGCAAGUCAGACCAAAGGUUACUUAUGGGGGACCGAAGAUUUCUUAAUUGGUGCGUUCGCACAAUACGCACAUUGAUAAAAUCUCCAUCCAAAUCGGAGCUGAAACUGCAAGGAUUACCAGUACAACCGACCCGCAAAGAUGGCCAACCCGAGUCGAUGAGAUUCCAACGUCGAAUCCAAUCCACAAUGGCGGCGUUCAUAGAAAACGGAAUGGACGAUGAAGUGGCACCUCUUGUCGUCUCUCGUUUGGAAUGGUGCAACCAAAUCAACCGCUACCUGGACAUGUUGAAGAAUACGCCAGAGUCAAUCGAGAGUGUGGCGAAUGGCAUCGAGGUCCUGAUGAAUUACCACCAACUUCAUCGAUCGGAAGCGGAACAAGACCUCGUCGAUGCCAUUUUCAGCAGAGCUUUGAGAAACGGAAACAUUUCUCACCUUUACGCCAAACUGUUGAAGCGACUUAGGAGCGGCGACCAGAAAGGCUGGACACAAAACAUCGUCCGUCUCUUGUUCCAACUCGCCGUCGAGGAAUUCAACCGGCCGCUUGACAGUGACGAUGAAAAUGGCAAGUCGAGAGUCGAAAAAUUCAACAACGUCAAACUGAUGGCCGCCAUUUUCAAGAGAGAAAUGCCCGGAGUGCCGGACGGUUGGAUCACAGACUGUGCCGAGACUUUAAUCUACCGUCUCGAGACCGGAGUCACUGAAGAAUCGGUUAAGCAACUCUGCCUCUUCCUGACGACGCUGCUCAUCGCUGAACCCGGAGAAAAUUGUGAUUCGAUUACCCCGACCCGACAGAGACAAUUGCUGACCUGCUUCGAGGCUCUGGAACGAGCGGCAGCUCCACCCAAAGUCCCUCAACAACCGGACGUGAAAAUACAGAAAUCGGAUGCAACGACACAGACGUUGAAACCUGAGAGCGACGAGAGCGACACGGAUUCAGAGACUAAUGGCCUGGAACCUGCUGAAAUCCGCACGAACUCGGCUUCUGCCUCUGACAACCGGAUGAAUUAGAAGAAACCGCCGUAAACUUAAACCGAGAAAAGUUCUGAUCGUACAAUUAAUUUCUUUUUGUCUUCAAUGUAAUACGUUUGAAGCUAUCGAUGAAUUACAAAAAGUCUUUUAAAAAUUUGUUUUUUCUUCUUUUUUUUAACAUUUCACCGUAAAUACUGAAGGUGCAAUACUUAAUUAUUUUUACAGAAACAGCACAUGUAUUUUCCCUUCACGAAACAAAAAACAUUUGUUGACAUUUAGCUAGACCAAUAUGCACGACUCAAGACCCAUCCACAAAUACCAUUGACUCUUCUAUUUUCGGUUGGGAGUUUGGCUCUCUUCAUGUAACAAACGCCAUUGGUCCAUGUAAAAUGGUUGCAAUUGGGGUUAGCAAUGCAGACGCCUCCGCACUGGUCUGCGGAGCUUGGCUUUUGGGCGAUGUCGUUAUUAAUCCAGUCACAGUUCCACAUCCAAAUAGUUUGCCCGUUGUCACCAUAAUUGUACUGACGGACUUGAUUUUCUUCGGCUGAUGACACCCAAGCGACGCCUGCGACCAGCAUCCAAAAGAACCAGCGGAUUUGAAAUG
Daphnia pulicaria is the source of this 1654-nucleotide messenger RNA. RefSeq lists its product as uncharacterized. Gene Ontology annotation, molecular function: protein binding; translation initiation factor activity; RNA binding. The transcript has 2 exons. NCBI's taxonomy places the organism in Eukaryota, Metazoa, Arthropoda, Branchiopoda, Diplostraca, Daphniidae. The record is from RefSeq and is a predicted model, not a curated record. The coding region runs from base 106 to 1089 and encodes 327 amino acids.